UUUGACAAAUUAACCUAUAAAAGUAUGCAAUCAAAAACCAAUUCGUGUUUUUAUUUAAAAAUAAAUAAUUAAUGAUUUCAAAUGCACUUAAAAUCAACUGAAAACAUGGAACUAACUAUACAGGAGAUCUAUACAUCGGUAGCAUGUAACCGUACACCCGAAAUAGCAGACUGGAAUAAUGAAGGCAUCAUCUGUUAUGGAGCAACAAACGCUGUUGUUAUUUAUAAUACGAAUCUUAAAGGCACCACCCCAAUAAAAGUACUUAGUCACCACAAGUCCAAAGUGAACUCCGUGAAAUGGCUCCACAAACCAGAUGGCUCUUGCACAGAGCUAUUAUCAUGCUCUGCAGAUAGAACCGCAGCCAUUUGGACCAAUGUGGAUGGGGAUUGGAAAGUGACGAGUGUGUUGUCAGGGCAUACUGAUGGGGUGGGCUGCGUGAAUGGGCUGUAUACUAAAGAUGAUGAUUUGUUGGUGUUUACUGGGUCUAUUGAUUCUACUAUUAGAGUUUGGGAGAGGAAAGAUGGUACAACUAACCACAAGCAAACAAUCUCGCUCAACUCUGGCCUGUGCCUCACCUUGCAACCGCACCUACUCGGAGGCCAGCCUGUGUUGUUCUGUGCACUAGAUGACCACAAGAUACAUCUGUUCGCUGGAGAGCAGCUCCAUAGAGUGCACACUCUAGUAGGGCAUGAGGACUGGGUGCGAGGACUGGAUGUUAUGGACAUAGAUUCCAACACCAUACUGUUAGCAUCCGCCUCUCAAGACACAUACAUCCGUCUAUGGCGUAUUCAGCUUCACGUGGAACAAACUACAGUCGGCAUAAAGGUGGAACAGAAGGUGUUCCAGGCUUGUGGGAUAGAGUGGGCGGUGAAGCUUGAAGCAGUGCUGGCUGGACAUGAGGGGUGGGUGUAUGGGGUCCAAUGGCAUCCCAGCGUCACUACAGACGGCACCACUACCCCAGUCCACCGCCUCCUUUCAUCGUCCCUGGACAAAACCCUGAUCGUCUGGGCCCCGGACGAUACAGGCGCGUGGGUGGAGCGCGUCCGAGUAGGCGAGGUGGGGGGGAAUGGACUAGGAUUCUACGGUAGCCGGUUCGGACCCGGCGGUGGCUCCUUCUUGGGACACGGCUACAAUGGAUCAUUCCAUAUCUGGGAACUUAAUAAGGAGACCCGUCAAUGGGAGCCUCGUGUCGUGUGCGGGGGACAUUUUGGACGAGUUGAGGACAUAGCCUGGGCGCCAGCGAAGUACCUCAUCAGCGUCUCCGCUGACCAGACCACGAGGCUGCACGCGCCGUGGACGCGGCCCGAUGGCUUAGUGGAGUGGCAUGAACUAGCACGACCACAAGUCCACGGCUACGACCUAGCCGCUAUAGCUCCGAUAUCAUCCCGCACCAUCGCGUCGGCGGCCGAAGAGAAAGUCAUCCGCGUGUUCGACGCGCCCUCCAACUUCGCGCACAACUACCUAACCAUCGUUGGCGAGCCUCUAGGAGGGGAGGACGCUGGUGCGGAGGGUGCCUCGGUGCCGUCUCUGGGCUUGUCCAACAAGGCGGUGUUCGCGGGAGACGCGGCCGACGACGAUGGAUACUUCGUGCCUGUCAAUCUAACAGAGCCUCCUACAGAAGAAACUCUAAUGCAGAACACGCUAUGGCCGGAGCGGCACAAGCUGUACGGGCACGGGUGCGAGGUGUCCGCGCUGGCCGCCGCUCCCGACGCCACGCUGCUGGCCUCCGCCUGCAAGGCUAAUGUGGCCGAACACGCCGCCGUCACACUCUGGGAAACUCAAAACUGGCAGCAGAUCCAAACCCUGGUCUCCCACCAGCUCACCGUCACCCAACUAUCCUUCAGCCCCGACUCCCGGCACCUUCUCUCCGUCUCCCGCGACCGACGCUGGACCUUAUACAGCAGGCAACAGGGCUCAAACUCGUUUGAGCAGGUGGCCUGUACAGAUAAAACGAACGGCGUGCAUACGAGGAUCAUUUGGUGCUGCGCGUGGACGGACGAUUCUAACAUGUUUGGAACUGGCUCUAGGGAAGGCAAGGUUUGUCUAUGGACUGAAUCCGCCCCCACCAACACCUCCCUUGGCUCCUACGCUCUAGUCAGCACCCUGGAGCUCCCAAAGGAUUCCGUGACGGCCUUAGCUUUUGCACCAACAGUAAACAACCUCGCGGCGGUCGGGCUGGACUCGGGCGUCAUAAAGUUCUACACGUUCGGCAAGGAGUGGACGUUGCUGAAGGAACUAGAUCACAGUGCGGCUCAUCACUUGACCGUCCGAAGGCUGGCGUUCAAGCGAGAUGAAAACGCACUUCUACUGGCUAGCGGUGGCGCGGACCAUGUGGUCAGGGUCUAUGGACUCUCUGUAUCAUAAUAAAAAAUAUAUUUAACGAGAAUUCAAUGUUUAUAUUU
Messenger RNA from Cydia amplana, 2402 nucleotides. RefSeq names its product elongator complex protein 2 (gene Elp2). Bases 82 to 2364 code for a protein of 760 amino acids. Gene Ontology annotation, molecular function: protein binding. NCBI's taxonomy places the organism in Eukaryota, Metazoa, Arthropoda, Insecta, Lepidoptera, Tortricidae. Gene Ontology annotation, biological process: tRNA wobble uridine modification. The record is from RefSeq and is a predicted model, not a curated record. The transcript is spliced from 12 exons. Gene Ontology annotation, cellular component: elongator holoenzyme complex.